UUUAACUUAUUCACCUAACCUUAAUUUUUGUUUUGUCGACUCCAAACAACCGUUCGUUGAGCUGUCUUAUUUAUAGAUAAUCGUCAAAAUGAUUUCAAAGAUUCAUCUCCAUGCUUGGCCGAAUCUGUUUCUGCCGUCCUCCGGAUCAACUACUUACUCACUCACUCACUGGCUAAAGAAAACGUCAAACUGAGUUCCUACGAAAUCGGGUGGUUUAUUUAAUAAUCAAAUGACAUCGUGAAAAACAAUGAUCUCACUCCCUCACUCACUCUCUCAAGUGUCAGUCCUACUAAAUCCCUAAUUCAUUUCCUUGAGCAAAAAAACCCGAAUAAUUUCCUCACUGGUAGAGUUCUUCUUCAAUGGCGUCGAUUACUCGAGCUUCACUAAUGUACGGUUUACAUAAAACUGUCUCUAGAGAAUCCGAGUCUAAUUGUAUUUUACACCAGAAGAGUUUCGUUUCUUCAUCUUCUCCAAAAUUAGUUCUGAAGAAGAAGAACUCAUCAUCGAAUUUCAAAGCUCAAAUUCCCAAAGCUAGCUUAGUGGAAAUUGUUCAUGAUCCAACUAUUGAAAGUAAAGGGAAUCAGAAGGAUGGGAUUCUAAAAGUUGGGAUCAUUUGUGGUGGACCCUCAGCUGAGCGUGGGAUUUCACUUAAUUCUGCUAGAUCAGUGCUUGAUCAUAUACAGGGAGAUGAUUUGCAUGUUAGUUGCUAUUACAUUGACACCAAUCUUAACGCGUAUGCGAUAUCUACUGCUCAGAUGUACUCAAAUACUCCGGCAGAUUUUGACUUUAAACUUGAAAGCCUUGCCCAAGGUUUCGAGUCUUUAUCUGAAUUUGCAGAACAUCUAGCUUCUUCUGUAGAUAUAGUAUUCCCAGUGAUUCAUGGUCGUUUUGGUGAAGAUGGAGGCAUACAGGAGCUGUUGGAGAAAGCUAAUGUUCCGUUUGUUGGAACAGCAUCAAAUGAAUGUCGCCAAGCCUUUGACAAGUAUGAUGCUUCAUUGGAGCUCAAGAGGCAAGGAUUUGUCACGGUACCUAGUUUUCUCGUGGAGGGAGGCCGAUUCGAUAAAGCAAAGCUAAUGAAGUGGUUUGAAACCAAUCAAAUAAAUAGUGAGUCCGGGAAAGUUGUGGUAAAACCAGCGAGGGCAGGGUCUAGCAUUGGUGUAACCGUUGCCUAUGGUGUCGAGGACUCCCUGAAAAAAGCUAAGGGCAUUAUUUCGGAGGAAAUCGAUGACAGAGUCCUUGUUGAAGUUUUUCUUGAUGGAGGAAGUGAAUUCACAGCAAUUGUUCUUGAUGUCGGAUCUGGGUUUGAUUGUCAUCCUGUGGCUUUCCUUCCAACCGAGGUGGAGCUUCAAUUCCAUGAAAAUGUUGAUGGUGGAGAGAAAGAUGCCAUAUUUAAUUACCGGAGGAAGUAUCUUCCAACACAACAGGUUGCAUAUCACACACCACCUCGCUUCCCAACUGAUGUCAUUGAAAUGAUAAGAGAAGGAGCAUCUUUAUUAUUUAAAAGAUUUGGCCUGCGGGAUUUUGCACGGAUUGAUGGUUGGUUUCUCCCAUCUUCACAUUUAUCUUUAUCAGCGGAGAAUGAUAACAAGUUUGGAAGGAGUAAAUCUGGUACUAUCAUUUUUACUGAUAUCAACCUGAUUAGUGGAAUGGAGCAGACCAGUUUUCUGUUCCAGCAAGCUUCAAAGGUUGGAUUCUCCCAUUCAAACAUCCUCCGAACUAUUAUUCAACGUGCUUGUUUGCGAUUUCCAGCUCUUUCUUCGUGUAGCAAUGCGUCAAAUGCACUACAUAGACAACCAAAAUCACCCGAAGAAACCGGUGCAUUUUCUGAAGGCAAAGGCAUUCGCAAAGUUUUUGUCAUGUUCGGUGGAGAAACUUCAGAGCGCCAAGUAUCUCUGAUGAGUGGAACGAAUGUGUGGCUUAACUUGCAAGCUUUUGAUGAUCUCGAUGUGACCCCAUGUAUGCUUGCUCCUGCAAAUGAACAUUUAUCUGAUGUGAACAAGCACAAGGAAUGUGAUGUUUUCUCCAAAACAGUUUGGACUUUACCAUAUUCUUUAGUUCUACGCCAUACGACAGAAGAAGUUUUAGAUGCUUGCGUAAAAGCAAUGGAACCAGACAGAGCUGCGCUGACGACUCACCUGCGCAACCAGGUGAUCAUGGAUAUAAUGGAGGGUUUGAGUAAACAAAGCUCGUUCAAGGGGUUUGAUAUUGCUGAUGUUCAUCCUACGAAAUAUUCGCUGGAGCAAUGGAUCAAACUUGCUAAGGAGGUUGAAGCAACAGUCUUCAUUGCAGUACAUGGAGGUAUUGGUGAGGAUGGUACCCUGCAAAGGUUGUUAGAGGCUGAAGGAAUUCCAUAUACAGGUCCUGGUGUGAUAGCUUCAAAAACUUGUAUGGAUAAAGUGGCAACUUCUCUUGCUGUUGGCAAUCUUGAAAACUGGGGAGUGCUGACAAUACACAAGGAUGUACGCAGCAAAGAGGAGCUAAUAAACAUGCCCAUCAAUGGUGUUUGGCAUGAUUUGACCGCAAAGCUUAAUUGUGAAACAUUAUGUGUGAAACCAGGUCAAGAUGGAUGCUCCACUGGAGUUGCAAGAUUAUGUUGUCCAGAGGAUCUGGAAGUCUAUGUCAAUGCAUUGCGCAACUGCUUUCCACGGCUUCCUUCCAACAGUUUGUCCAAGGCACAUGGAGUAAUUGAGAUGCCAAACCCUCCUCCUGAACAAUUAUUAUUUGAACCUUUCAUUGAGACAGAUCCCAUCAUUUUCUCUUCAAAAUGCACUAAAGCAAAUUCAAAUGGCUUGUUAUGGGAAGGUCGUAGUAGAUGGGUUGAAAUUACUGUUGGAGUUGUGGGCAAACGAGGAGAGAUGCACUCGCUGAGUCCUAGUGUCACGGUUAAGGAAUCUGGUGAUAUAUUAUCGCUUGAGGAAAAGUUCCAAGGUGGAACUGGCAUCAAUCUCACUCCACCACCAUCUUCAAUAAUUAGUGAAGAGGCGUUAGAGAAAUGUAAACGGUGUAUUGAAAUCAUUGCUAAUACUCUCGGAUUAGAAGGAUUUUCGCGUAUUGACGCAUUUGUUAAUGUAGACAGUGGAGAGGUCUUGAUUAUAGAAGUUAACACUGUACCUGGAAUGACUCCUUCAACAGUCUUGAUUCAUCAGGCACUUGUAGAGGAGCCUCCAAUGUAUCCCCAACAUUUCUUCCGUACACUGCUCGAUUUGGCUUCUGAGAGAUCUAGUAACUAGAACUUACGCGUAAAACUUAAAAUAAAAAUUCAAAUGUAAAUAUUAUUGACUGUUCUUUUAGCAGUUACAACGUAGCCUCUUAAUCUCUGAUCAAUCAUGAUUUGAAAAAAUCACCUGACAGCUCCCUACUUUUACUAUGCAUCGUGGAAGUCCAAUGUCUA
This is a messenger RNA of Papaver somniferum (opium poppy), 3391 nucleotides long. RefSeq lists its product as uncharacterized. The record is from RefSeq and is a predicted model, not a curated record. Lineage: Eukaryota; Viridiplantae; Streptophyta; Magnoliopsida; Ranunculales; Papaveraceae. Bases 360 to 3230 code for a protein of 956 amino acids. Gene Ontology annotation, biological process: peptidoglycan biosynthetic process. The transcript has 24 exons. Gene Ontology annotation, molecular function: D-alanine-D-alanine ligase activity; ATP binding; metal ion binding. Gene Ontology annotation, cellular component: chloroplast.